AUUGCUAGCUACACCUCUCUCCGGACAAAGAAAAAGAAGAAGCUCAAUCUAGCUACUAUCUAGUCGCGAUGGGGCGGUCGCCGUGCUGCAACGGGGAGGCGGGCGUGAAGAAGGGCCCGUGGACGCCCGAGGAGGACAAGCUGCUGGUGGACUACAUCCAGGAGAAGGGCCACGGCAGCUGGCGCCGCCUGCCCAAGCUCGCCGGCCUUAACCGCUGUGGCAAGAGCUGCCGCCUCCGCUGGACUAACUACCUCCGCCCCGACAUCAAGCGCGGACGCUUCACCGACGACGAGGAGAAGCUCAUCAUCCACCUCCACUCCCUCCUCGGCAACAAGUGGUCGUCGAUUGCUACGAAGCUGCCAGGGAGGACGGACAACGAGAUCAAGAACUACUGGAACACACACCUGCGCAAGAAGCUCCUCGGCAUGGGCAUCGACCCCGUCACGCACCGCCCGCGCACCGACCUCAGCCUGCUCGCCGGGCUCCCGGGCCUCCUCGCGGCAGCCAGUAACUUCGGCGGCUCCGGUGUGGCCACGGCCGCCUGGGACAUUAACGCGCUCAAGCUCCAGGUGGACGCCGCCAAGUUCCAGCUGCUACAGGGACUCGUGCGCGCGCUCACCACCGCGGCGGGUCCCGCGCCCGCGCCGGGCAUGGACAACCUCAUGGCGCUCCUCGCCCUCAGCAACGGCGGGCUACACGGCGGAACCGACCAGAACAUGCUCCAGCAGUGCCAGUGGAACGAGAUGAACAACCUGCCGGCGCUGACCAGCUCAGCGCCAACGAGCGGCAUGCACAACAUCAGCGGCAUGUUGGACGGCUUCAGCGCCGGCGACGGGCUGAGCUCAACGGAGCUUGGGGACCACGACGGGGCGAGCGGGAGCAACGUGACCAUUUAUCCAAUGGUAGCCGACGACCAGGAGUGCAAGAACAAUGGCGGCGGCGGCAUGUCGUGCGAGCAGACGCCGGCGUCGAGCCCUUUCGACGGGCUAGAGAGCCUGAACCUGAUGGACGACCUCAACACGGAUGGUGGUUGGAAGGAUUUGCUAGAGCAAAUUUCAUGGCUGAAUUCAAGUGAGCUGUGAUGGGUAGAUAGAAGAGAUAAGAUCAAGAAUGC
This is a messenger RNA of Triticum aestivum (bread wheat), 1114 nucleotides long. Its product is annotated as transcription factor MYB92. The transcript has 3 exons. NCBI's taxonomy places the organism in Eukaryota, Viridiplantae, Streptophyta, Magnoliopsida, Poales, Poaceae. The coding region runs from base 69 to 1082 and encodes 337 amino acids. The record is from RefSeq and is a predicted model, not a curated record.